Molecule: messenger RNA, 3145 nt
Organism: Oldenlandia corymbosa var. corymbosa
Lineage: Eukaryota; Viridiplantae; Streptophyta; Magnoliopsida; Gentianales; Rubiaceae
Source: the annotation of a GenBank genome assembly
GGAGUAUCAAAGCCUCCAACUUUCCCAUGCAUGGUGUUACUCACACAAAUGACGAGCAUCUACCUUAGACCUUAGUCCAUCUCCAUCAUACUAAAAAAACCGUACAAUCCAAACACAAGAAUCGAUCCCAGGAUCCAAUAUUGCAGAAACUGAAGCACAGAAACUCAGCGGAAAGCCAAAAGUUGGAUCAUGCUUGAGAUUUGAGAUGGAUUAGUUUCGAGAAUUCUGAAAGCAAGCAUUACUACUUAAGCUUAUGUCAUUUGUACAAUGGGGUUGAACCGUAAUUAGAAUCCAAUUUUGAGCAAAAAUCUCUCUCCAUCCUCCAGCACAACCAACCCCCCCUGCAAUAUACUCUCUGCCAAAAGGGAAGUCUUAAAAUGGAAAAUUGGUGUGAUCUCCUCCAUCUUUGUAGGAAACCCAUCUUAGAUUUUCAUAGACAACGCAGCCCAUCCUCCAUCCAUGAUAUCAACUUUUUUGUAUCCGAGUCAACUCACCAAACUCGCUCCCCCCUAAUUCAACUUUUCUAAUUCUACUCCCAUUUUUUUUUCCCCAUGUUUCCUUUCCUACAUGCCCUAAUUCUCUAUUUGUAUUGGUGAAUUUUCAUCUGUAGGAGGAUACUAUAAUUAUUAUAGCUUUAUCAUUAUUUAUUAUUUAUUCUUUUUGAGAAGAUAGUUUGUAUAUUUGUUUUAGGGAGUUUCAUCUGUAUAUCUGGGCAGAUUUUGCUAAAAAGAUUCGUGCAAUUUGGUUCAAUUAGGGCGUCAAUUCAUCAAAAGUUUGGAAUUCUUCGGACGUGCUGCUGACGAAGACAGAGUAUUGUGGGGGUUUCGUUGUGGAAUUGUUAUUUGAAGGUUACAUUGAUCUGAUUAAAAAAAAAAAAAAAAAGAAGAAGAAGAAGAAGAUCAAUUUCCCCCUGCAUUUUGUCCUGAUGAGAAGAACGUUGAUGGGAUCAAGGAGAUAUUUUUCGCAUGAAGGUGAAAUUCAAGAGGGUUAGGCAUUUUCCGACACAAAUCAUUUCAUGGGGAAUAACUGUGUUGGACCCAAUUUGGGGAAUAAUGGCUUCCUUCAAUCUGUCACAGCUGCCGUCUGGAAAACCAGGCAGCAGGAAAUAACUCUACCGCCCAAAGAAGAUGAGAAUAGUAGCAAGAAUGACAGCAAAAGCAAAACAGACAAUCAAAAUCAAGUGGGUUCAUCUUCAAAAAAAUCAGAGCUCGAGUCUAAUUCAUCUGAUGUUCAAAGUAUUCCGCCCACACCCGUUAAGAUAGGCAAUGACGGGAAAUCGUCAGAGGUGGAAAGCAGCAAUCAAAAGAACAAUGGUGUUAGUAAUAAGCCUGUGGAGGCGGUCAAACAGAAUAAGCCUGGUCAUUUCAAGCGAGUUUCAAGCGUAGGGCUUCAAGUCGAAUCAGUUUUAGGACGAAAAACGGGUAAUUUGAAGGAGCUUUAUAGUUUAGGGAGGAAAUUAGGACAAGGGCAGUUUGGAACCACAUUUUUGUGCAUCGAAAAGGCUACAGGGAAAGAGUAUGCUUGUAAAUCAAUCGCUAAGAGGAAAUUAACUACAGAGGAGGAUGUGGAAGAUGUGAGGAGAGAAAUUCAGAUAAUGCAUCAUUUGGCAGGGCACCCGAAUGUUAUAUCUAUAGUGGAAGCUUAUGAGGAUGCAAUUGCAGUCCAUGUUAUAAUGGAGCUUUGUGCAGGAGGGGAGCUUUUUGAUAGAAUAAUACAGAGGGGCCAUUAUACUGAGAGAAAGGCUGCUGAACUUGCAAGGGUCAUUGUUGGUGUUGUGGAAGCCUGCCAUUCUUUAGGUGUUAUGCACAGAGAUUUGAAGCCUGAAAAUUUUCUUUUUGUAAAUGAGCAAGAGGAGGCAGCACUUAAAACUAUCGAUUUUGGGCUCUCGAUGUUCUUUAAACCAGGUGACACAUUUAAUGAUGUAGUUGGAAGUCCUUAUUAUGUUGCCCCAGAAGUUUUGCGGAAACAUUAUGGCCAAGAAUGUGAUGUUUGGAGUGCCGGAGUAAUCAUAUACAUAUUGCUAAGCGGUGUUCCCCCUUUCUGGGAUGAAACGGAGCAGGGGAUUUUUGAGCAGGUCUUAAAAGGUGAACUAGACUUUAUUUCAGAACCUUGGCCUUCAAUAUCUGAAAGUGCAAAAGAUCUUGUCAGAAAAAUGCUCGUACGAGACCCGAAGCAGAGGCUCAAAGCAUACGAAGUUCUAAGCCAUCCAUGGGUCCGAGUUGAUGGUGAUGCCCCCGAUAAGCCUCUUGAUUCUGCUGUUUUAAGCCGGCUGAAGCAAUUCUCUGCAAUGAACAAGAUCAAGAAGAUAGCUAUAAGGGUUAUAGCUGAAAGUCUGUCAGAGGAAGAAAUUGCUGGGCUCAAACAAAUGUUCAAAAUGAUAGAUGUAGAUAACAGCGGAAACAUUACAUUGGAGGAACUGAAAAAUGGUUUGGAAAAAGUGGGAGCAAAUCUAAAGGAUUCAGAAAUAGUUUCUCUGAUGGAAGCUGCAGAUAUUGACAACAGUGGCACCAUUGACUAUGGUGAAUUUGUUGCAGCGAUGCUCCAUCUAAAUAAGGUCCAGAAAGAGGAUCACUUAUAUGCAGCCUUCUCAUAUUUUGACCAAGAUGGGAGUGGGUACAUCACCAAAGAUGAACUCCAACAGGCUUGCGGGAAGUUUGGUAUUUGCGACGAUCACCUUGAUGAAAUUAUCCGUGAAGUAGAUCAAGAUAAUGAUGGGCGCAUAGACUACAACGAAUUCGUGGCCAUGAUGCAAGAUACGAAUUUUGGCAGAAUGGGACAAUGAGUCAAAUGUAAGCUAUGUUUUUGAAAAGGAUUAUAUGGUAGUUCACCAUGGUUGAGGCAGCAUGAACUUUAUAUAGAUGUUAACUUGUGUAGUCUUUGACAAUGUAUAAGCGGGAACAAAGGAUUUGACACAGUGAUGUUGUAAAGUAGGGAAGAUGUUGGCCAUCGAUGAUUGUUUUGUUUUCCAUUCUUUAUUUUUUUUUUUUAUUCUCUUAAGAAUAGUCUGGUCUAGAUCCGGUGUCCUUUAUUGUUAUUGUGCCCUUAGAAGUAAAUGUAAAAUAUUUGUCCCUGCUUUGGCUAUUUGAUUUUUAACUUUUCUACUCGAGAACACGAGGUAGUUGAAAUGCUAACUUUAAGAUUUACG